AUGACAACCACCGUCACCGUGACACGUGUCCCAUUGGUUUUCUCCGGUCAUUGUCCUAAUAAUAAAAACGGUUGCGUUACAAAAUCGCCCGUACACUUAUUAGGUAGCAAUAGCAAUUGCAGCAUUAGGCGUAGCUCAUUUUCUUCUUCAUUAACAACAACAACAGCAACGCGGUUGAGGAGAGUAGGGUUUCCUGUAUCAGCUUCAAAUUCAAUGGCUUCAAGAACUGUCCUUGUCACUGGAGCUGGUGGCAGAACUGGAAUUUUGGUUGAUGGUUUUGGGAUUUGGCGUUGUCUAGGUUCCAUCGUUUAUAAGAAGUUAAAGGAGAGGUCUGACCAAUAUGUUGCAAGGGGUUUGGUAAGAACUCAAGAGAGCAAGGAUAAAAUUGGAGGAGCAGAGGAUGUUUUUGUUGGGGAUAUAAGGGAAGCCGAGACCAUCGUUCCUGCUAUCCAAGGAAUUGAUGCUCUGAUCAUCCUGACAAGUGCAGUGCCAAAGAUGAAACCUGGGUUUGAUCCAUCCCAAGGUAGGCCUGAGUUCUAUUUUGAAGAUGGAGCAUUUCCAGAGCAGGUUGACUGGCUUGGUCAAAAAAAUCAAAUAGAUGCUGCUAAGGCUGCAGGAGUGAAGCAAAUUUUGCUGGUUGGAUCUAUGGGUGGAACAAACCCAAAUCAUCCCUUGAACAGCUUGGGUAACGGGAAUAUACUGGUUUGGAAGAGAAAGGCUGAGCAGUAUUUGGCUGACUCUGGUGUUCCCUACACGAUUAUAAGGGCUGGAGGCCUGCAAGACAAAGAAGGAGGUGUCCGAGAAUUACUUGUUGGAAAAGAUGAUGAGCUACUUCAGACAGAGACAAGAACCAUUGCCAGAGCUGAUGUCGCAGAAGUCUGCAUUCAGGCACUGCAGUAUGAGGAGUCUCAAUUUAAGGCAUUUGAUCUGGCCUCAAAGCCAGAGGGAACUGGCACCCCAACCACUGAUUUUAGGGCUCUCUUUUCUCAAGUCACUGCUCGUUUUUGA
Molecule: messenger RNA, 1008 nt
Organism: Dovyalis caffra
Lineage: Eukaryota; Viridiplantae; Streptophyta; Magnoliopsida; Malpighiales; Salicaceae
Source: the annotation of a GenBank genome assembly